UGCCUGGUAGUCGGUGAUGCAGGUUUCUACCAGCGCAUGUGCAGGGCCACCUGGUCGUCAUGGAGGCAAUCUUGGCGGAGGAGCUUGAUGAGGAGGAGCAGCUGGUGAGAAGGCAUCGCAAAGAGAAGAAAGAGUUGCAAGCCAAAAUUCAGGGUAUGAAGAAUGCUGUUCCCAAGAAUGACAAAAAGAGAAGGAAGCAACUCAUUGAAGAUGUUGCUAAGUUGGAAGCAGAAAUGGAACAGAAACAUAAAGAAGAACUGGAGCAAGUGAAGCUGAAUUCUAAGGAAAGUAAAAUAGAUUCUGUUGCUGUUAACAUUUCAAACUUGGUUCUUGAGAAUCAGCCACCUCGGAUAUCAAAAGCACAAAAGAGACGGGACAAAAAAGCUGCAUUGGAAAAGGAGCGGGAAGAAAGGAUAGCUGAAGCUGAAAUUGAGAACUUAUCUGGAGCUAGACACCUAGAAAGUGAAAAACUGGCUCAAAUACUGGCAGCUAGACAGUUGGAAAUUAAACAGAUUCCAUCUGAUGGCCAUUGUAUGUAUAGAGCCAUUGAAGAUCAGCUGGAACAACGGAAAUGCCCCUUGACUGUGGCUGCCUUGAGAAGUCAAACUGCUGAGUAUAUACAAGGCCAUGUGGAAGACUUUCUGCCAUUUUUAACAAAUCCUAAUACAGGAGAUAUGUAUACUCCAGAAGAGUUUAGAAAGUACUGUGAUGAUAUUGUCAACACAGCUGCAUGGGGAGGUCAGCUUGAGCUAAGAGCUUUGUCUCACAUUUUGCAAAUGCCAAUAGAGAUAAUACAGGCAGAUUCUCCUCCUAUUGUAGUUGGUGAAGAAUAUCCAAAAACCCCAUUAAUACUUGUAUAUAUGAGACAUGCAUACGGCUUAGGAGAACAUUACAAUUCUGUUACCCAGUUGGUGAACACAGCUACUGAAAAUUGCAGCUAGUUUACAAAAUGUUGCAUAAUUAUGUUUUAGUACAGUGUGCCGAUCUGACUAUUCUUACAAGUGCUGGAUUGUUCUAACCUUACUGAAAAACACAACUACCUUAAAUCAGUUUUAUGGCAAAGCUACUAACACAGAUUUUUAAAAAAUGUGUCAGAGAUAAACUUUAACCAGUGUUCCCUUAUUGGUAUUUUAGAGUCCAUUGUGGAGAACAUCAUUUACAGACCAAGAUAGUACCCUAUUUGCUUAGAUUUUUAUUAAUAUAAGGUCCUGAACAUUCUGUUCUGCACUGAAAAUAAAAAAUUUUUCUCCUUAUUACUAAAAGCUUUCAGUAACCAUUUUAAUGUAACUCUUCUUGAAGAAAUGAAACGAUUCGGUCUCUUUGUCUUGAAAAUAUGUGGUAAUGGUGAUGGCAAAUUUAAUUAAUGCUUAUAAAUGAAUCUGAUUUCAGUAACCUUGGUACUGAUGGGAUUAGUACUAUGAAGCUUUUUAUAUAAGCCCGUCAAAGUGUAGCUAAAAAGCUUGCUUUAAUAACUAAAAAUUUUAAAAUAUUAAUUCACAUGGGAAUCAGUUAAGUUUAAGAAAUGAGACAAAUUCAUAGGUAAAUAGGUGUUCCCUAUCAGAUCAGACCUCUAAAGAAUUACAGAUUAGCCUUUUAUUUGUGUGCAAAUAAAGACCUGUCAGAUUACUGUCUCUCUAAUUUACUUGUUACUCCUUGCUGUUUCUUAAACUUCCAAAUGGAAUUACGACCACCAGUUUUUUUUUUUUACAAAAGUUUUUUAGUGUCUUUAUUUUUUAAUUUUAUUUUUAUUUUUUAUUUUUGAAGUAAUCUCUCUGCCCAGCAUGGGGCUUGAACUCAUGAUCCUGAGAUAAAGAGUCCCAUGCCCUACUGACUGAGCCAGCCAGGAGCUCCAGUACCAUCAUUUCUUGAUCAUCUUUAUAACUACAAAUUUUUAUAUUCUUGGUUAUAUUUUCUUCAUCCUCACUUAGCUGCUUUGUUUUCUGUGCAGCCUUUUCCACUAAGAAACAGUUUGUGGCCUCUCUUGUUCUUACCUUGUACAAACGGAAGGAGUAGCAAUGUAAAAGGGUCUAAGGCCAACUUGACUUCAAAUUCUUCCUCAUUUCCAAUUUGUCUUACAAGACCUUUCUUUUUGUUUCAUUCUCUAGGAUUAGAAGAAAGCCUUUGUUAUUUUAGUUAGCCUUAUUAAUGACACCUUUCCUUUAAUUCAGAUAUUUGAGAAUGUUUGUGUUACAUGUAGGGAUAAAGUUGAAAGCCGCUGUUUGGGAGCUAUGACUGUAUAGUAAAGUCAGUAUACAAUACUUUGUGAAGUGAAUGAUUUAUCUGGCUCUGAUUUCAGGUUACUCUUAACCCUGUUCUCCCUAAGAAGACAGUCUCCAUGUAUAGAAACAUGUCUCAUUGAUAAUUUGUUACGUAACUAAGUAUUAUGAAAAUGAGUCCUUUUUGGUUUGAUCUAGUUUUUCCAAAUUAGGAAUGAGUAUUAAGAUUUAGCAUCAAGUUCAUAGUAUUUGAAUUUUUCCUCCAUGAAUGCACUAAUUUUUUUAAGUAAAUAUUGGGUUUUAUAAUACUAAAAACGAGUGUCAGCCUCACAUGCCCAGCUGGUGACAAUGUGGGAAGCUGGUAGGGACUGUGGUUAGAUAGAACAAGUAAGUACUACAUGAAGGUAUUCCAGUUCAAAAGGUGAAAAACCAUUCUGUUUGCCAAACAAAAUAUGUUCUGAAGGCUGACUGUUUUGGAAUCCUUGAUCUCAAAUUUUUGGGGCCUGAAAUUUAUAAAAGUUAAAUUAUAAAAUUGCUAAAUGUCUUGCCUUUAUUAUGAAGUAAUCUGUUACUUUAAAAUCAAAAGAUAAGCAUUGAGAAGUAAUAAAACAAAUAUCAUGAAACCUAGUUAUUACAAAUGCCAUCUAUAUUUAAAAUAACUUAUUGGUAGCUAUUUUUUUCUAAUAAGAUGAAUGGAAUUUUCUUGAUUAUAGUUUUAUUUUUAUUAUUUUUUAUUUUUAAAUGUCCAAUAUGGUUAUGAGUAAGAUUUGUGUGGUCAGCUUCUGUUUUUUUCAUAAAACUUCAGAUAAUCAUUUUAGCUGUAACCAAAUAUUGAAGUCUUUAAAAAAUGGCAGAUGUUAAUUUAAAAACAGCAUAUACUAAUUUAGUUUGCUGUGUGAUUAUGGUCUAAUGGAAGUUUCAUAAGCUUUCUUUUCUCCUAACUCAGAAAAGUAUAUUUCAGAGUUUUGGAAUAUGUCCUUAGCCAAGAAUUUUAUCCACUUAACAUAUGUUUACAAACUUAUAUAAAGCAAAAAAGAAUGUAUAACUAUAGUGAGCAAUAUAGUUUUGCUCCUAUUAUCUGAUGUUUGCCAAAAGAAGAAUAAAAGAUGUAUGAAUUAAAUCAACA
Messenger RNA from Neomonachus schauinslandi (Hawaiian monk seal), 3342 nucleotides. RefSeq names its product OTU deubiquitinase 6B (gene OTUD6B). The transcript has 7 exons. Bases 60 to 941 code for a protein of 293 amino acids. The record is from RefSeq and is a predicted model, not a curated record. Lineage: Eukaryota; Metazoa; Chordata; Mammalia; Carnivora; Phocidae. Gene Ontology annotation, biological process: protein deubiquitination. Gene Ontology annotation, molecular function: cysteine-type deubiquitinase activity.